AUGAACAAAGCCAGCAUGAGUGCAGCAACAAAGUCAUGGAUAGUGGCAUCAAGUAUUGGAGCAGUGGAGGCCUUGAAAGACCAAUUGGGUGUUUGCAGGUGGAACUAUGCUCUGAGGUCACUGCAACAGCAUGCCAAGAACAACAUCAGAUCAUACACUCAGGCCAUGAAAUUGUCUUCUGCAUCUUCAGCUGCAGUUUCCAAUAAGGUGAAGAGAACUAAUGAAGAGUCUAUGAGGAAAGUCAUGGACUUGAAUUGCUGGGGUCCCAAUACUACAAGGUUUUAA
Molecule: messenger RNA, 285 nt
Organism: Gastrolobium bilobum
Lineage: Eukaryota; Viridiplantae; Streptophyta; Magnoliopsida; Fabales; Fabaceae
Exons: 1
Coding region: 1-285 (94 amino acids)
Source: RefSeq, a predicted model, not a curated record